Exserohilum turcica Et28A is the source of this 1254-nucleotide messenger RNA. RefSeq lists its product as uncharacterized. The transcript is spliced from 2 exons. The record is from RefSeq and is a predicted model, not a curated record. Lineage: Eukaryota; Fungi; Ascomycota; Dothideomycetes; Pleosporales; Pleosporaceae. The coding region runs from base 1 to 1254 and encodes 417 amino acids.
AUGGCGAACCGGAUUAUGUAUCGUUCCUACUGGAUCCCUGAAAUGAACGACACCCCCCCAAACAAACUAGGCAGACUUACAGCAUGGCGCGGUCAAGCAUUCCCAAUUGGUGGUCUCAUGAGAUGGAGUCUGGAUUUACCACCCGAGCGAUUGAAGAAUGCUAUGGAGGGGAAGAUGAGGAUGUCUGCCGAAAGAUAUUCUAUGGACCAAAGAGAUUUUAAAGCCGUAAAGCAGACAAUUGAUGCAGCAGUCAAAUACUUCAAAGACGGAAAAUCUCUCAAUUUUACGUCAAUCAAGGUGGAUGAGCUUGACAGUCUUUGGCCGGACGGGGUUACGGCGAUGGAGCAGCUGACAGACUUGGUACAUUGCGAAGAUGACACAAAAGUUCGCCGAAGGUUUUAUCAAGCGUUCGGGAUUGAAAUCUUGGAGAAAGCCCUGAAGCAGAAGGGCAAUGGAAAUCCCACAGCUAGAGAUAUUGAGCAACUGUUAGGCACUGACAAGUACAAAGCUUUGAGAGACACCAUUUCAAGUGCCGCUACCGCUCGUCUACAACAUCAUUUAUCUCUUCCGAUCAGCUUCACUGAACUGGUGCUUUGCCGAAGAGACAAAAAAAAUCAGCAAAAAGCUCAGCAGAUCGUGGCGAUAUUCGGAGCUUACAUGGAAAACAUUCAGCACUUUCCAUUCGUCCCCGAAAAAACCCCAAUGUCUGCACGACUCAAAGAGUUCUUCAAGGUUACAAAUUUUCCAGGAUCAAAAGAUGAAUGGUUCACCAUCAGUCAAACGCAUUGGCACUCUUUCGAAGAGGCUAGGAAUUAUACGCGUACCAUCGGGUUUUCGGAGCACAUCGAGAACACGGAUGAUGAGGAGAUACUUCGGAUAAAUUCCCUAUACGGACGCGAACUGCAAUACCACAAUCUCCUUUGUGUCAAGCACGAAAGCAUGGAAUUCCUUACAGUUGCUACCGCAAUAACACCUGGUACCAUCCUCGGUAUUAUCCCGAAUGAACAUCGCUACCCACAUCCACGGCAGCCAGAAAGACACUGGUUAAGGCUACCAAAAGGUGUAUACUGCGAGCCACUUCCUAGUCCGUUCACUCUCCUUUUUCAGAGAGAGGUUUCGGAAAGUUCGCCUGGUAACAUUUCUCUUGGAUACGAUAGGAUACGAGACCCUUUUACUGGUGUAGCACCCACAUAUCGACUAUUUGCAGUGGCUACAGAGCCUAUCGCCCCACUAGAGCCACUCAUUAUCUGCUGA